Molecule: messenger RNA, 5161 nt
Organism: Lytechinus variegatus (green sea urchin)
Lineage: Eukaryota; Metazoa; Echinodermata; Echinoidea; Temnopleuroida; Toxopneustidae
Product: soft fertilization envelope protein 9
Exons: 14
Coding region: 137-5161 (1674 amino acids)
Cellular component (GO): plasma membrane; extracellular region
Molecular function (GO): protein binding; peptidase inhibitor activity
Source: RefSeq, a predicted model, not a curated record
AAUGGAAAACCUCCACAGAUUUGGUAGAAAAACCGCCGUCGGAUGAGGAGCGCGGGAAGGAUUCAAAAAAGGACAUUGCAAUCUAUAGUUUUGUCAUUUUUUCGGCUGCCAUUUUCCUCUUUGAUCUUAGAAGAAAAUGGCGGCUCUCUUCCACGUUCUCAUGGCUCUACAGUGCACUAUCUCCAUCGUUUUAAGUAAGCCUGUUGAAUUGACUGAAAGUUGGAAAGGCUCACCCAAGAAACAACCGAUCUGGAGAGAUCAACCGAUGGACAUCGGCAAUGAGAUCGACCUUGGCAAGAGAAAUGCAUUCGGAAAUUGCAUGCCACCGGGAUCCGAUGUCCCUGGGUUCCGGUGUGCAACGAGUCAGGAAUGUAUCCCUUUGGGUGAGGUCUGCGAUGGCGUCAAUGAUUGCGACUUCGAUGCCUACGACGAGACGGAUGAUGCAUGUAUGGUAGUCCAAUGCGAAGGAUUCCUCUGUACCGAUGGGUCGUGUCUCCUCGCCGAGUUCGUGUGCGAUGGAUCUUACGAUUGCAGUGAUCGCAUGGAUGAAGAGGAAUGUAGCAUGAAUCAGUGCAGCGCUGAUCGCUUCCAAUGCCGGAGUGGACGGUGUAUCCCAACCUUCUGGCGGUGUGAUAUGCUUGAGGACUGCCAGGGAGGGGAGGACGAGCGAGGAUGCGAUGAACACGUUUGUCCGGGGGACGAAUUUCGCUGUGACACCGGCUCUUGUGUCAUCCGCCUUUGGGUUUGCGACGGUCAGAGUGAUUGUCCCCAUGGCGAAGAUGAGACAGUUGGUUGUAACGUCAUUGUGGACUGUGAUGACGACCAGUUCCAGUGUGGAGACGAUUCGUGUAUACCUAAAAAUUGGGUCUGUGAUGGAGUUGACAACUGUCCCUUAGGUGAAGAUGAAAACCAAGAUUGUUGCAAGAAGAAAGAGUUCCGCUGCCAUACCGGGCAAUGCAUCCCUGAAGAGUGGCGCUGUGACGGACGUAUUCGGGACUGUCCUUCGGGAGAGGACGAGGAGGACUGUGGAUGCGGUCCGAAUGAAUUCCAGUGCGACAGCGGGACGUGCAUUCUGGAUACCAAGUUCUGUGACAAUGUGAUUGACUGUGAUGAUGGUGGGUCCGAUGAAUCAAGAUGUCCAAUCAUUGAUCCUAUACCUGUAUGCAAAGCAGCUGGGACGGUCAAGUGUAUGUAUGGACAGGUGUGUGCUGUAGUAUGCAAUGGCAUCAGAGAGUGUCCAGUGAAUGGUGAAGACGAAGUUGGGUGUCCAGUGACGAACUGUCAGCCUUCAGAGUUUGAAUGCCGAGACGGUCAGUGUUUACCGGCUUCGGAUAUAUGUGACGGAUACCCGCAUUGCUCCGGAGGGGAAGAUGAGAUUGAAUGUCCUCUGACUAACUGCUUAGCAUCCGAGUUUGAAUGCCGAGAUGGUCAGUGUUUACCGGCUUCGGAUAUAUGUGACGGAUACCCGCAUUGCUCCGGAGGGGAAGACGAGAUUGAAUGUCCUCUGACUAACUGCUUAGCAUCGGAGUUUGAAUGCCGAGACGGUCAGUGUUUACCGGCUUCGGAUAUAUGUGACGGAUACCCACAUUGUUCCGAAGGGGACGACGAGAUUGAAUGUCCUCUGACUAACUGCUUAGCAUCCGAGUUUGAAUGCCGAGAUGGUCAGUGUUUACCGGCUUCGGAUAUAUGUGACGGAUACCCGCAUUGUUCCGAAGGGGACGACGAGAUUGAAUGUCCUCUGACUAACUGCUUAGCAUCCGAGUUUGAAUGCCGAGAUGGUCAGUGUUUACCGGCUUCGGAUAUAUGUGACGGAUACCCGCAUUGCUCCGGAGGGGAAGACGAGAUUGAAUGUCCUCUGACUAACUGCUUAGCAUCCGAGUUUGAAUGCCGAGAUGGUCAGUGUUUACCGGCUUCGGAUAUAUGUGACGGAUACCCGCAUUGUUCCGGAGGGGAAGACGAGAUUGAAUGUCCUCUGACUAACUGCUUAGCAUCUGAGUUUGAAUGCCGAGAUGGUCAGUGUUUACCGGCUUCGAAUAUAUGUGACGGAUACCCGCAUUGUUCCCAGGGGGAAGAUGAACGCGAUUGUUCGCUACCAAUUGUACCAACUGAAUCUCCGUAUCCUGUAACGAGCCCACUCUCCAUCGUAUGUGGACUGCCAUUGUUUUUUGAGUGCCCGGAUGGUACCUGCAUAUCACGUGACCUCCUCUGUAACGGAAAGUCCGACUGUCCAUAUAGCGAUGCAGAUGAGCAAACUGGUAACUGUCGGAUCGUUUCUACAUGUGAACCUGAUGAGUUUGAGUGUGACGAUGGGAGUUGUAUAUAUUCAGCGCUUGUCUGCAAUGAUCGAGCUAACUGUCCCGAUGAGUCAGAUGAAGCAGUAGAACGAUGCGGAUUUAAUCUGUGUAAUUCUGAAGAUGGUUUCAGAUGUCGAGACGGAUCUUGUAUACCUCUGUACCAAGUGUGUAAUGACGUCAUCGAUUGUCCUGAUGGAGGGGAUGAGGAUGACUGUGCUGCAAUAUAUACUAGACCAGGCAUAUGUCCCGUACAUCCCAACAUCGCAUACGGAGGAAACAAUAUCUGCGUCGACAACUGUUUUCAAGAUACAGACUGCCCCGAACCAAUGAAAUGUUGUCCGGCGCCCUCUGCGUGCGGCCUAACAUGUACCACCGUCUUCCUUCCUUCUAACCCUUUGACAGGUUUGGCAGAGCUGGCAAAUUUUGUUGAGACUCUUCGUGAUGGCCUAGAUAUUAUCAAUAAUGAAGUUGCAAUCCUGACAGACGAUGUGGAUGAUAUAGAAACACGACUGAAGAGCCUUGAGACAGAUACGCGUCUACUGAGACAGGAUGUGGAUAUCCUCAAGCAACAGGCAACAGCGGGUGACAGACCACAAGCACCAGUUUAUCCUGCACCAUAUGAAUCGGAGCCUACCACACCGAAAGUGGUAGAUAGCUAUGUCAAACCUUACCAGCCGCAAGAUGUUCAGCCUUACAAACCAGAAGACGUGCAACCGUAUGAACCAGUAACCAAACGACCUAACGAACCGGAAGAACCUUACGAGUCUUAUAAACCAGAAGAACCGCAAUAUGUUCAACCUUCUGAACCACAAUAUGUCAGACCUUACACACCAGAAAACGUUAUAACCUAUGAACAAGAAACACCCUUGUCUUAUAAACCACAAGACGAACCAGAAACCGUCCGACCUUACAUCCCGCCACAAGACGUUAAACCAUACGAGCCAGAAACCGUUCGUCCUUAUGAACCAGAAGAUAUCCAACCCUACGAAACAGAAACAGCCCAACCUUAUGAACCACCACAAGAUGACCAACCCUACAAACCACCUCAAGAUAUUAGACCUUUCGAACCACCACAAGAUGUUAGACCUUACGAACCACCUCAAGAUGUUAGGCCUUACGAACCGCCACAGGAUACAAGACCUUACGAACCACCUCAGGAUACAAGACCAUACGAACCUCCACAGGAUACGAGACCUUACGAGCCGCCGCAAGAUAAUAGACCUUACGAACCACCUCAAGAUGUUAGACCUUACGAACCACCUCAAGAUGUUAGGCCUUACGAACCGCCUCAGGAUACAAGACCUUACGAACCACCUCAGGAUACAAGACCAUACGAACCUCCACAGGAUACGAGACCUUACGAGCCGCCGCAAGAUAAUAGACCUUACGAACCACCUCAAGAUGUUAGACCUUACGAACCUCCACAGGAUACAAGACCUUACGAGCCGCCACAGGAUACAAGACCUUACGAGCCGCCGCAAGAUAAUAGACCUUACGAACCACCUCAAGAUGUUAGACCUUACGAACCACCUCAAGAUGUUAGACCUUACGAACCUCCACAGGAUACAAGACCUUACGAGCCGCCACAGGAUACAAGACCUUACGAGCCGCCGCAAGAUAAUAGACCUUACGAACCACCUCAAGAUGUUAGACCUUACGAACCACCUCAAGAUGUUAGACCUUACGAACCUCCACAGGAUACAAGACCUUACGAGCCGCCACAGGAUACAAGACCUUACGAGCCGCCGCAAGAUAAUAGACCUUACGAACCACCUCAAGAUGUUAGACCCUACGAACCACCUCAAGAUGUUAGACCUUACGAACCGCCAGAGGAUACAAGACCUUACCAACCACCUCAGGAUACAAGACCAUACGAACCUCCACAGGAUACAAGACCAUACGAACCACCUCAGGAUACAAGACCAUACGAGCCACCGCAAGAUACUAGACCUUACGUACCACCUCAAGAUACAAGACCAUACGAACCUCCACAGGAUACAAGACCUUACGAGCCGCCGCAAGAUAAUCGACCUUACGAACCACCUCAAGAUGUUAGACCUUACGAACCACCUCAAGAUGUUAGACCUUACGAACCACCUCAAGAUGUUAGACCUUACGAACCACCUCAAGAUGUUAGACCUUACGAACCACCUCAAGAUGUAAGACCUUACCAACCACCUCAGGAUACUAGACCAUACGAACCUCCACAGGAUACAAGACCUUACGUGCCGCCGCAAGAUAAUAGACCUUACGAACCACCUCAAGAUGUUAGACCUUACGAAUCGCCACAAGAUAAUAGACCAUACAAGCCACCUCAAGAUGUUAGACCUUACGAACCACCUCAAGAUGUAAGACCAUAUGAACCGCUACAGGAUACAAGACCUUACGAGCCGCCGCAAGAUAAUCGACCAUACAAGCCACCUCAAGAUGUUAGACCUUACGAACCACCUCAAGAUGUAAGACCAUACGAACCGCCACAGGAUACAAGACCUUACGAGCCGCCACAAGAUACUAGACCAUACAAGCCACCUCAAGAUGUAAGACCUUACCAACCACCUCAGGAUACUAGACCAUACAAGCCACCUCAAGAUGUAAGACCUUACGAACCAUCACAAGAUACUAGACCUUACGAACGGCCACAAGAUCCUAGACCAUACGAACCGUCACAGGAUACAAGACCUUACGAACCGCCACAAGACACGAGACCAUACGAGCCACCUCAAGAUCCAAGACCUUACGAACCGCCGCAAGAUCCUAGACCAUACGAGCCACCUCAAGAUCCAAGACCUUACGAACCGCCGCAAGAUCCUAGACCUUAUGAAACACAAAAUACCAGACCCUACAAACCGCAAGAUGUUAGACCUUGA